AUGUACGCGAACGAAGAGAAGCAAGCUCGUCCCGACCAGACCCUCCAGCGGUCGUCCACCCCCGUAGUGUUCAGUGCCUCCAAGAUCAGCUGCACCCAGGUGUCGAGGGACAGCGCCAGCGGUUGGGACGUCGAGGACCACCGCGGAAGCAUCUCGCCCCUGGACUACCUGGCCAGGUCUCAAGAUCCCGCUGUGGCUCAUCGCUCGCCCUCUCCUCCUCGCACCGUGGCGACAUGGUUCCAUCGCAUGAGACCCGCGAAGCUGGUUGGCUACGGCUUGGUGUUCGGCCUGGGCCUCGUGACCGUGGCAUCGGUCGCUUGCCUCGCCUUCAUGUUCAUCCGCCACGACGAGCAGGUGUACCAACUCGUGUGGACGCUGAUUGUGAAGCUGUCCGGCCGCAUCUUUGGCGGGGACCGCGGCGAGUAAGAAUUGCGGGACAACGAAACGCCUAGGUGA
This is a messenger RNA of Rhipicephalus sanguineus (brown dog tick), 456 nucleotides long. RefSeq lists its product as uncharacterized. NCBI's taxonomy places the organism in Eukaryota, Metazoa, Arthropoda, Arachnida, Ixodida, Ixodidae. The record is from RefSeq and is a predicted model, not a curated record. The transcript has 2 exons. Bases 1 to 426 code for a protein of 141 amino acids.